Messenger RNA from Olea europaea var. sylvestris, 618 nucleotides. RefSeq lists its product as uncharacterized. The transcript has 2 exons. Gene Ontology annotation, molecular function: zinc ion binding; nucleic acid binding. NCBI's taxonomy places the organism in Eukaryota, Viridiplantae, Streptophyta, Magnoliopsida, Lamiales, Oleaceae. The record is from RefSeq and is a predicted model, not a curated record. The coding region runs from base 1 to 618 and encodes 205 amino acids.
AUGAAAGGUUGUCCAAUAGAGCCUUUAUUGGAAUCGUUAAGCUAUUUGUUACAAGAAUGGUUUGUGAAACAUAUAAAUGAUGCACGAGCAACCUUCACAAUACUCACCACCAAGCAAGAGAAAAAACUGAGAGAAAAUUCUGUGGAGUCAAAGAAAAUGAAGGUAUCAACUUCAAGUUCAAUAUUGUACCAUGUUAACGAUGGUUAUGCCUCAUAUUUGGUGAACAUGGAAGAAAGAACAUGCACAUGCAACUAUUUCCAAGUGGACAAGAUUCCAUGUGCACAUGCACUUGCGGUUAUUGCAAAGAUAAAGGAGGAUUCAUAUUCAUAUUGUUCCGUAUUUUAUACAACAAAUAUGUAUAUUCAAACAUAUAGUGCAUCAAUUUUUCCACUAGGAGAUCAUAAUGAGUGGAAUGUACCAGAUGAGGUAAGAGCAAGAAUAAUCUUGGCUCCUAACCCAAAAAGAAAAUCUGGACAACCUAAAGAAAAAAGAAUACCAUCUAAAGGAGAGAAAACUCAAAGCGCAAAAUGUGGAAGAUGUGGGAAUUAUGGUCACAAUCGUAGAUCAUGUCAAAAUCCGCCAAAGGUGAAAAGAAACCACAAAAGAAAAGGAAGUUAG